AUGGGUUGGUGGUACGUUAGGAAACAGUUGGGUGACAAAAGUUCAUUUAUGUGGUACAACAAAAUAUAUAAAUCCCUUAAACUGAGCAGUUUUGUAAACUGCCAAUACAUAUUUUACUCGAAUUUUAAUAAAAUAACGAAGCAAUGGUGGGGAGCUACUCACUUUAGAGUCGGAAGUAGGAAUCAGCCGAGGCCGAAUAAAGGAUUUAAACUCAGCCAGUUUGAUUCAAUAGGAAAGACGGUUGAGUAUUUCAGAAGAAAUAGGUGGUGGAAGCGCCUACGAAGAGGCAACAUAGCAAAUGCAAUCAAUUCGAUAAAAAAUGAUGAAAAAAACAUAGUAAUAAAGCACACAUACGAAUAUAAACUUACAAAACAGAGUAAAUGUGUCAUUGUAGUUACAUCGAGAGAUAUAGAAAAACUCGAAAGAGGAGAAGUGAAAAUGCCAAAAAAAGAUUUGUCAAUCAUAUACAAGAGAAGAGGAGAUACAUAUAAGGAAAAGUUGCCGCUAAAAGGGCAAAAAAAAAUGCAAGAAGAUGUUAACAGUAAUCACCUGUUGAUUAACAUGGAAAACAGUAAUAGAAGAAGGGCGAGAAGGACACCCUUGGGUUUUCCGAUCUUCAGACAACGCAGACUUUCAGGAGAGUCGCAGGGCGAGGUAGAAGCGAAUCCAGACAGACCAGUGGAAGUAUGCCUGUACAUAGCGCUAGUGUUCGUCCUAAUGCUGAUACUGGGAUUGAAUUUCAUCCCCUGGGCAGAAACGCCGUCACUGCAAGGGGGCCCAGUGCUAUUUAGCACAUACUACACCUCGAAGUAUAACCUGUGUCUGACCUACGAGGACAAAAAUGCAGUAACCGGAGGAGAAGUGGGAGGAAGGGAGAAGGAGUGCAUCGACGGAGACGUCGACAUAACGCUGCUCUACAAGGACGUGGCCCUCGAGGGCUACUACAGAGUGUACGCAGUCUUCUCCUUCGAGCUGGACUACCAGGGCAAGUGGUACGCCCCGUGGAAGAAGAAGCACUUCUUCUCCUCGAAGAACAAAGAUAAGCGCCUGGUGAUAGGCCUGAGUAACCUAAUACACCAGGGCACCAUGAGAGCAACCAACGCGGAAGAGGCCCUAGAAAAUAUCUGGGACUACACAUACUUGAAAAACAUGAACGCAGAAAACAACAGCAAAGACGCGAGUGCAGACGAUAGCGACAUUGAAGUCGUCAACGGUAGUGGAGAUGGCCACGUUGCCAACAGGAGAACAGAGACUGUCAGUGAUGUAACCGUAACUAAAAUAAAUGACGACAAUGGAAAUAGCGACAUUGGUAUCAGCAACAGUAGUAAUAGUAGUGACUAUGGUAUGACUAUUGGGAGUACCCAUGGAAAUUAUGUCACCGGUGCCACAGGGUUCACUUUAGACAGUACAGGUGACAGUGAUGGUGAGACUGGGGGAGAUGAAAGCGGGGAUCUGAUGGACGACGAGUACGCAAAGCAGCUGAAAAAACAACUCUUGGAGUUCCUAAACAAUGAGCUAAGAGAAGACGAAGACGAUGAGAGCAUCGAGAGAGACAUAGAGAAGAUAAUAGGAGCAGGAACAGGAUCGGAUAUGGAUUUGGUAUUCGCAAGUGGAGAAGAUAACGAAAGCGAAACGACGGAAGGAGUGACGCUGUACCUUAACUCCUUCGUGCCCAACUUCAUAAACGUGAAUAACAUGUCGAGUAAAAUGUUCAAAGGACUAACGAAGGGAGAUAGCACGUAUAACAUAUACAACGAAGGAAAGAGUCUGUUGAACAGCAUAAGACUUAACACGUGGAACGAGUUCUCGAGCCAAUUCAACGUGUACAACUAUAACCUGCAGCUUAAUUUGAAAGAUAACCCGCUGGAAUUAUACCUGGCAAGUCAAAGAAAAAGAGGAAAAAAGAGUCGAGGAGGUAGGAGUGGAAGAGAAAAGAUGAAAAACAAAGCGAAGUCGUUGAGGAUGCUGGACGAGUUCUACCUCCUGAACCUGAGAAAGUUCGUACAAAACGAGUACCAGCACAUAUCGAACUUUGACACGUCACUGUUGAACAUAUUCAACGUAUUCAAGACGAUGAAUCCGUACAGACACUAUUUUAAGAAGAAGAAAACGGAAACGAAGGAAACGGAAAGUAAAACGAGAAGGGAGGAGUCGAAGCACAUACCGGACGACGAUGACGUGAAGCUGGACCAGGAAACGCUGAAUAAGUAUUUUGGACCAGUAGACUGGAAUGCAAAGCCGUUAGAGAGUACAGCUGCUGACGCCGUAGCCGUCAAGACGGUUAAGAGUAGCAGUGAGACUAAUAAAAUUAAAACCAUAAGAAUUGGAGGUAACAGCGAUGAGUCAGACUCAGCAGACGGUAAGCAAGAGAAGGAAAGUGGAAGUGGCAGUGGCGGUUAUGGUGGAGUAGGCGAGUCUGAGCGCAGCACGGGCGCCGGAACAGGGCCAGCGAGCGGAGAGACGGACAUAGAAGGGGCCAUGUGGUGUAACGACAUGAACGUGGACGUGACCUUCAAGGGAAAGGAAAAGAGCUUCAAGUCGCUGAGGACAGCAGCAAACGUGUUCCUGAUCCUCUUCAUGGCGAAGGCGCUGAGCGAAAUAGGGCUCCUGUGGCGCCAGUUUGAAGUGGUCGAGUCGGCAGCACAGGGAAGAACAGUGAGUCUGAUGACGCUCUCGCUGCUCAGCUUCCAGGACGUGCUGGACCUCUUCCUGCUGCUCUACCACGCAAACUCCUUCAUCGACAUGGCGCCAGGGUACCUGCUGAUGAUCAUCUCGAAGGCGCUGAUAAUAUGCAUGCUCUACCAGAACCUGAUCGUGCUGGUGUGGCGAGCCUCGCACUCGUACCACAUAAGAAGAGGCUGGAUGCAAACACAAAAGUCGUUUCUGCUGUUUUACAAGCUAGCUAUGCUAGGGAAGGCUAGGCCACACCAGGCGUACUACUUCACGUUCAUGGGAAUCGUGGUCAUCAUACUGUACUUCUUCUACGAGGCGUUCCCGUUCCUGAUCGUGCUCUCCUUCUGGUCGUGGGUGCCGCAGAUACUGCUCGACGUGUGGAGAGGACACAACAACUCGCUGAGCAUGGCCUUCAUCGUCUCCUCAGUGGUGCUGAAGAUGUUCUUCCCAAUAUACCUGUUCUUCACGCCGACAAACGUGUUCACCGUGGACAAGUUCGCCUCAGGAUACCUGGGACAAAAUCGCAAACUAGUGUACAUUAUAACCUUCAUAGCGUCAGUGCAGCUGAUACUGAUCGCAGUGCAGAGGCUUAAGGGGCCGCGCUCCUUCGUGAGCUGGUCAAUUCUGCCGAAGAUAUACUCGUACGUGCGGCCGUGGUCGAAGAUCAUGCAGGACGACGACCAGGAGUGCGUGAUAUGCAUGUACGACAUAGUGCAAUCAAACAGGGACUGGUGUCUGACGCCAUGUGACCACUUAUUCCACACGAAGUGCCUUAAGGAUUGGACGUCAAUCAAGUUAGAGUGCCCUAACUGUAGACGGCCAAUACCACCGAUAACACAUAAAGGCCAGUACCACGAUAACAAAGUUGUAAAGACCAAUAUUACCGAUAACAGAGUAGUAAAGGCCGAGUAA
Theileria orientalis strain Shintoku is the source of this 3585-nucleotide messenger RNA. RefSeq lists its product as uncharacterized. NCBI's taxonomy places the organism in Eukaryota, Apicomplexa, Aconoidasida, Piroplasmida, Theileriidae. The record is from RefSeq and is a predicted model, not a curated record.